AUGGCCGUCAGAAAACGCUUCAUCAAUCCCUUUUCGCACAGACCGUCUGUCGAAGAACAACAGGUGGGAAGUUUAUCCGACAUUGAAGCUUCUGGCGAUGCCAAGCUUCCCAUGGGCAAGUCUCAAGAGACCAACGAGCCUUUAUCAGGCGAUGAAGUAGUGGAUGAAAAAGCACAGAGUGGUACUCAGAAGGCCCAAGCAAGUACGCAAGCCUGGACGAAGAACACUUUGAUAGCAACCUACAUUCUUAUGUGGGUCGUCAACUUCCUAGAAUAUUUCAGCUCCGGCCUUCUUAGCACACUGUCGCCCUACAUUUACAGUGACUUCCAGAUGCACUCCUUGACGGGUAUCACCACUGUUAUCGCUUCUAUUGUUUCCGCUAUGAUCAAAUUCCCAUACGCGAAGGUUAUGGAUAUUUGGGGUCGGCCCCAAGCCUUUGGAAUUGGCGUUGCGCUUUUAACACUAGGUCUGGUUAUGAUGGCUGCUUGCAAGGAUGUCAAGACCUACUGUGCUGCUCAAGUUUUCUAUCAGACUGGAUUCAGUAUGAUAGAUUUCUCUAUGACUAUUUUCAUCGCUGAUACCACGGCCUUGAAGAAUCGUGCAUUUUGGAUUGCGUACUCUGCUUCGCCGUACCUGAUUACACCGUGGAUCUACGGUUAUGCAGCUGAUCGAAUUCUCGCCCCGGGUGGUAUUGGAUACCGCUGGGGAUUUGGUGUUUUUGCUAUAGUCAUGCCUGUGGUUUGUGCGCCCCUCUGGGGUCUAUGGUAUUAUACCCAGAAGAAGGCCGAAAAGCUGAACUUCAUCGAGAAGAAGAGCAGUGGACGAACUUUCUGGCAAUCUGUUAUACACUACUGCAUUGAGUUUGAUGUUAUCGGUCUUCUCAUCAUCUCGACUGGAUUUUCACUCUUCCUCUUGUCGUUCAACCUAUAUUCGUACCAACGUGGUGAAUGGAGUUCGCCAAUGAUAAUAUGCUUCGUUGUCUUCGGGUUCUCUUUGAUCCUCGCCUUCACAGUGUGGGAAAAGUAUUUCGCGCCCGUCAAGUUCAUGCCGUGGGAGUUGAUAGAGAACCGGACAGUCUGCUUCACAUUUUCAAUGGUUGUCUCACUCUAUUUUGCCUGGUAUAUCUGGGAUAACUACUUCGCCUCUGUUCUACAGGUCAUGUUCAACCAAACUGUCCAACACUCGACUUAUAUUUCCAACAUCUACACUAUGGGCUCUACUUUCUGGUGCCUUUGCUUCGGAGUUAUUCUCCGCUACAACGGCCGAUUGAAGCUAUGGGCCAUCUGCUUUGGUGUUCCUCUGACUGUUCUUGGAGUUGGCCUUAUGAUCAAGUUCCGACAACCAGAUGUCAAUAUUGGCUAUGUCGUAAUGUGCCUCAUAUUUAUUGCUUUUGGUGGCGGUACCCUCGUGACCUGUGAACAGAUGACAGUCAUGUCUGUGUCAGCACAGCGAAAUAUCCCUGCUAUAAUGGCGAUGGAGGGCGUCGUUUCUAGCAUCGGUAGUGCUCUUGGUGGUACUGUUGCUACUGCUAUGUGGACUGGUAUAUUUCCAACUAAAUUGAGAGACCAUCUUCCGGAAUCUGCUCAGUCCCAAUUCGAGAGUAUCUAUAGCUCCUUGUACGUUCAAGAGUCCUAUGCGAGAGGCUCGGCCAUUCGCAAUUCGAUUGAUCAUGCGUACGGUGAUACCCAGCGACUGAUGCUGAUUACUGCUACCUGUCUCUAUAUUAUUACUUGGACCUCCUGCUUCUUCUGGAAGAAUAUCGAUGUGAAAAAGAUGAAUCAGCAAGUACAUGGUACUCACCUGUGA
This is a messenger RNA of Penicillium angulare, 1806 nucleotides long. RefSeq lists its product as uncharacterized. The transcript has 2 exons. Gene Ontology annotation, molecular function: transmembrane transporter activity. NCBI's taxonomy places the organism in Eukaryota, Fungi, Ascomycota, Eurotiomycetes, Eurotiales, Aspergillaceae. Gene Ontology annotation, biological process: transmembrane transport. The coding region runs from base 1 to 1806 and encodes 601 amino acids. The record is from RefSeq and is a predicted model, not a curated record.